CAUAGAUUCACUGACCGAAAUCCCGGUUACCGAAUAGAGUGGCAGAUGCAACGUAAGAAAGCCUUGUGGCCGCAACGACGGUCAACAACCCAAGCACGUCGCAAACGAUGUUCAAUCUGUCAUGACUUAGAUCCCCGGGGGCACGCAAGCUCCGUCUACAACUCGGAAUCUGAAAAAGCAGUUUUAGCAAAUCUCUCUGUUGUUUUGGACUUGUUCAGCCUCGCCAAGACUAAAGACCUUAGAGAAGGGGGUUGUCGGUUUUGCAAUGUACUAAUCCAAGCACUGGACGCCCUCUCAAUAGGGUGGAAUGGGUCCUCGCGCAGGGCUUUUAUGCAUUUGCAAGAAAAAGGCACUAUUCAGAUCGAGUUGGACAAUGAGAAGUGGAGAGGCGAAUUGGUAGAAAUGUAUGCAGGUUCAGCAUCUCGGGCUCCAUGGCCGACUUUAGGAACAGCACAGCACAUCCCAUCAAACUCUGGCUCCGACGAUACGUUCAACUUCGCUCGCCGUUGUAUCCAAGAUUGCAUGACGAAUCCAAGCCAUGCGAAUUGUAGACUACCUUCCAAAUCAUCAGGCUCUUCGCCGAGACGUCUGGUGGAUGUGGGACGAGCAGCUGCACCCAUUCGGUUAAUCGACACUCAAGGCAAAUCGUUCGAGUACGCGGCAUUGUCUCACUGCUGGGGUAGUGCUCCAUCACUCACUGCGACCAAGUCUAAUUGGAAGAAACUUGCUUCAAACAUUCCUUUCGAGGCACUCCCACCACUAUUCCAGGACACAGUGGUUAUCGUACGCCAGCUAGGCCUGCGUUAUAUAUGGAUUGAUUCACUUUGCAUUAUCCAAGACUCGGUUAGAGACUGGGAGACAGAGUCCGCAAAAAUGGGUGGAAUAUACGAAAACAGCUAUGUGACAAUAUCCGCAACCAGCUCUGGUGAUGGCAAUGCGCGAUGUUUAGUCGACCGGCAAAAGCCCGUCAGAUUGCGUUACGAAAACACGAAUGGCAAGGAAACAGUCAUACGAGCGAGGAAAACUAGAGAACAUCAUCCUGAUAAGCACGAGUCUACACCCGCAAAGCCGGUCGGUCGUUUAAUGACGCGAUCAUGGACGUUGCAAGAGCAUGUUCUAAGCACACGUGUCCUGCAUUAUACAGAUACCGAACUCCUUUUUGAGUGCAGAACUUCAUUCCGCUGCGAGUGCCGCCCGUCAAGGAAACCCUAUCCGACCACGCCAUCAUUUAUUCCUAGAGCAAUUACGAAAUCAAGAAAAACGUUCUCAGCCGUGUGGAAUGCGUGGCACAGGAUAGUUGAAGAAUACUCUAAGAGAGAUCUAACUGUAGAAACCGACAAGCUACCCGCUAUCUCUGGAAUUGCUAAGAAGAUUCAGGGUACCACUCGCUCACAGUACCUCGCAGGGCUGUGGGAACAGAACUUAGCGUCUGAUCUGCUCUGGUCUACGUCCUUGACUGCUUUGCCAGACGCACAUUAUUUUGCUUUGAGCAGCUAUCGUGCGCCGUCGUUCUCUUGGGCUAGUCUGAAUACUCCCGUGACUUUUUACAGCCCAGACGAAGAUGAAGAAGACACACUUACCUCCCUAAUAACACUGAUCUCGUCAUCCAUCUCCGUAUCUGGGCUCAAUCCGCUUGGAGCAGUUUCCGAAGCCUCCAUCAAACUCCAUGGCCCCAGUCGCCAUGGAACUCUCAUAUCCGAGCAAAGGGAGGGGUUAUGGGCAUAUACCUUGAUCAUGAAAGGGACAACAGCAAUCACCAUCUCACACGAUUGUCUCUUGGUGGAGGACAAGAUCAUCCCAGAAGACGAAACGGCCGAAUCAAAGUCGAAUGGUGUAAUGGAAAUAGUUGCUCGAAGAGCGCAGUGCGGGGAUAGACCAACGCCUUUUAAGGCAUCGGUGCUUUGUUUGGGUGUUGCUAGAUACGAUAGUUGGAUAUCAGGUCUCGUACUUGGUGCAUCGACAACAGAUAGAGGGACUUUUGAAAGGUUGGGGACAUUUUCAACCGGCUCGGAACCUUUCCAGCGCGCAGAAACAGAGGAGUUGGAGAUUGUUUGA
This is a messenger RNA of Periconia digitata, 2055 nucleotides long. The record is from the annotation of a GenBank genome assembly. Lineage: Eukaryota; Fungi; Ascomycota; Dothideomycetes; Pleosporales; Periconiaceae.